AUGGGUUUUGAUUCAGCAGUUGUGGACCUCAUUAUUCAUUGCAUUAGCAGUGUUUAUUACUCAUUUACUGUUAAUGGUUUCGUUCAAGGUCAAGUUACUCCUACCCGUGGUAUUUGCCAAGGUGAUUUGUUGUCCCCUUUUCUCUUUAUUAUCUGCGCUAAAGGUCUGUCUAGACUAUUUCAGCAUGAAGAACAACAUGGUCAGAGCCUAAAUACUGCAAAGUCAGUUCUCUUUUUCUCUCCAAAUACAUUACGUGUCAUCCAAACCAGUCUACAACAGAUCUUGCAAAUGACUACAAAGCCUUGCCAUGAAAGAUACUUGGGGUUACCCUCUUACUCGGGCUGGGAUGAGAAUGUAUUGUUUGGUGAAAUCAAAGAAAAAUUAUGGAAUCUCCUUUCUCCUUGGCAAGAAAAAUUAUUUUCGAUUGGUGGCAAAGAAAUACUCCUCAAAGCGGUUGCUCAAUCCAUACCAACUUAUGCAAUGAGUUACUUUCGACUUUCUAAAUCUCUUAUUAACCAAAUAGAGAUAAUGUGCAAUAAAUUCUGGUGGGGAUCUAACUCAUUGUCAUCUAGCAUUAACUGGAAAGCUUGGAAAGCUCUUACUUAA
Messenger RNA from Cannabis sativa, 606 nucleotides. RefSeq lists its product as uncharacterized. The coding region runs from base 1 to 606 and encodes 201 amino acids. The record is from RefSeq and is a predicted model, not a curated record. Lineage: Eukaryota; Viridiplantae; Streptophyta; Magnoliopsida; Rosales; Cannabaceae. The transcript is spliced from 2 exons.